Arachis duranensis is the source of this 672-nucleotide messenger RNA. RefSeq lists its product as uncharacterized. The transcript has a single exon. The record is from RefSeq and is a predicted model, not a curated record. Lineage: Eukaryota; Viridiplantae; Streptophyta; Magnoliopsida; Fabales; Fabaceae. The coding region runs from base 1 to 672 and encodes 223 amino acids.
AUGACUGCUGAUGAUGCUAUGCAAUCAGACGCCCUGAUCCAAGGUCAGUGUUAUGUCAGAAAUCAAUUUCUAACUGUACUGUAUGACUCGAGUGCAUCGCAUUUCUUUAUUUCUUUAAAUGUUGCUCAUGAAUUGGGACUAGAUUUCUCUGAGUUGAACUUUGAUCUAAUUGUCCAUACACCUGCAUCCCAAAAUACUUUGACCAGUUUAGUGUACUUGCAAGUACCACUUGCUAUUAGGAAUAGGACUUUUAUACAUGAUCUAAUUUGUUUGCCUCUAUGUGGUUUAGAAGCUAUUCUAGGAUUAGAUUGGUUAUUUAAGUAUCAUGUUUUCCUUGAUUGCUUUGAAAGAACUGUUGUUAUUCCAUCUGACAGUCUACAUACUAAACCAUUUCUAUCCCACACUUUAUAUCUGAAUUCUAUAAGAGUUACCUUAGCCGGGAGUGAUUGUGACGGGUACGUUCUGUUAGAGGCUAGCUCGAAUGAUAGUGAAUUAAGCCUGGAACAGAUCCAAGUCGUGAAGGAAUUUCUUGAUGUUUUCCCGGAUGACAUACCUGAGUUUCCUCCUCAACGUGAGAUAGAAUUCAGCAUCAAACUAGUACCUGGAACUGGACCGAUUUCUAUAGCACUGUGCCGGAUGUCACCACUGAAACUUGCAAAGUUGAAGAAGUAG